Molecule: messenger RNA, 983 nt
Organism: Aspergillus ochraceoroseus IBT 24754
Lineage: Eukaryota; Fungi; Ascomycota; Eurotiomycetes; Eurotiales; Aspergillaceae
Exons: 1
Coding region: 416-799 (127 amino acids)
Source: RefSeq, a predicted model, not a curated record
GACGGGAUAACAAUGAACUGCGUGCUAAUCUCUUUCGUGAUCUUGCACGGAUCUUCCUGAGCUUUGCAAAAUCCCCACUUCCACGAAUUGGAUCUUUUACAAUAUGUGAUAGUGGGUACUUGUGUCUUGCGAAUCGGCCCUUAUCACUAGGGAUCUAGGAGCUCGAAAAUGAAGGAAUACCUGUUGGUAUACCCCGCGAUUCAACAUAUUUAUCAACAUAUCACUAUGUGGAUGACUUACUUGCGGUGCAUGAUUCUCGGCUUCGCUAUCAACCUAAUGCUAUUAAUAAUCGAUCGGACUUUGCCUACCAAUCUUCAAUCCUUACAGCAAUGCGCAUGCUACCUCGGCUUUUUUUUUACACAGAACUGCCGUGGACCAUUCUUUUUCUUUCUUACAGACCUCCACCGAAGACUUCAUGGCUAUCCUCAGAUCUGAAGAAAAGAAACUUUCACGCGGCUCAGAACUAUCUAGUAUCUUAGAAAAGGCUUGGGACACUAGAGCAUAUUGGUACGGACUUGCAUUGGCAACAACAUCCGGACUUUUCUGGCUAUUUGACAACAAAAUCCACCCACUUUUUAGAAAGGGUUUUCCCAGUUUUGCAUUUUACCGCGAGCUGACAUGGUUUUGGGACUGGGAUCGCGAAGGAAUCAUUUCCAAGAAAGUGGACGACAAGGCAAGCUAUGACAGUUGCCUCCAGCAAGAAUUCAGCGGACCUACUACUGGCUCUGAUCUUGACCCUGAUGGGGCUCGUCAGGGGAUGCAGCCUCCUCUGCAGGGAUCGUUCGUCGUUUUGCCUUGACAGCAUUGGUGGACGAGCCAAGUUGCUGAAGAGUCUCCUUAUCUAUGCUUGUAAUAACUUCUUUCUUAACAGCAACUUCAACCCCUUCCGGUUAGGUGGCUGCAUCCUUGUUACCGUCAGAUGCAGACAUGGGACUUGCUGGGCGCGAUUUGCUAGACGGGACGUGACUUGCUAAGUAAUGACU